CCCUUGCCAUGCACUGCAGACCAGUUUCUGAUUUCAAAUGGAUGUGUGAGAUGGAUGAGAAGAAGGGCCUGGAUCUCGGCAGCACCUACAGAAAUGAAAAGAGCUGUAAGGAGUUUUUGGUUGCUAUAGCCGAAAUCACCCGUCUAGCAAUUGAAGACAAGGUUAAGAGUGCUAAGUUUAUCACAAUAAUGUCCGACGGAUCAACAGAUGUCUCUGCCACUGAACAAGAGAUUGUUUACUUGCACUUUGCAGUGGAUGGCAAGACUCACUGCAAUUUCCUUGGACUUGUACAGUGUGACAAACCAGAUGCCAAUGGCAUCUAUGAUGCUAUAAUGCAAGCUGUAAAGCUCCCGGGGAUCCCAAAGGAAGAAAUGAUGAAGAAGAUUGUGGGAUUUGCUGGCGAUGGGGCGGCUGUCAACACCGGGAAAAAGGCUGGGGUGAUCGCUCUCAUGCGGGAAAGAAUCAGUGGAGACAUACUGAUGGUGCAGUGCAUGGCCCAUAGGGUGGAAUUGGCCUUCAAAGAAGCCAUGAAACAAGCCUCUUUGUUCAUCAAAGUCUAUGUCCUCCUGGAUGCUCUGUACAAGCUUUACAGGAUCCCUAAACAGGCCGCUGGUUUGAAGGCAGCUUUCAGUACCACCAACAUCUCCAAGAUCUGGCCUGUCCGAGUUGGAGGAACGCGCUGGGUUAGCCAUACCCACACAGCACUGCAAAACAUGUUGCGUGGUUACCGUGCAAUUGUUCUUCAUCUCAGUCAAGACAUUUGAUAAUAAUAACAUGUUAUUAACAGCCCGAUGAAUUUUCUGUUGCAUGAAUGAUAUCAUCUGAUAUCCACUGUGGCAACAUAUUGAAAUACAUUUUUGUAAAUUGAAAUUAAAAAAAAUAUUAAAUGAAUUGCAGGUUGCCACCACCAGGACAGCUAGUGGUAUGCAAGCAAAGGCAAAAGGUCUCCUGAAAACGCUGCGCUCCAAAGAUGCCAUGACUUUUGCCCACUUCCUAAGUGACAUUCUGGCCGUUCUCUCCAAACUGUCGAAGACGCUGCAGCAGAGAGAAGUUUGUACCUAUCAUGUACAUGAAGCACUGAAGGCCACAAUGACCAGCAUCAACAAAUUCAAGGACCGGGCAGGACCUGAGCAGCGGAAACUCCAGCAGGGAGACUGUAACUCCUUUGAAGGUCAGACCCUAACAGGGGUAGACCACUCUUCAGGCCAGAUUGAGAAGGUCGUUGAGGCAUUGGUUGGUUCACUAGCCCGGAGAUUCAGUGACAUGGGAGGUGAAGUCCUCAAAGCUACAAAAAUAGCGGACAUGCAGUCAUGGCCUCAGGAGCAUGAAGAUGAUUUUGGGGAUGACUUCAUAGGAGUGAUUAUCGACCACUACAGGGAGCACUUCGACAAUGUUGGAGUAGAUGUAAGUGCAAUCGAAGCAGAGUGGACCUCCCUCAAACAAGCAUUGUACGAAAACCAGGGGAACAAGAUUCACUCCAUGUCCUGGCCAUCUGUGUUUGAGCUUUACAAGAGCACGUUUCCAAAUAUCCUGCAUGUAAUUGAUCUGGUCUUAUCACUCCCUGCCGCCACCUCUGAGUGUGAGAGAGGAUUCUCUCAAAUGAAGAUUACCAAGUCCCAGUACAGGAAUAGACUGAAGGCUACCACCAUGACAAUGCUCAUGACAAUUCAGCUGCACUCAGAACCUACAAAGGAUUUUGAUCCAUCAUCUGCCAUUCACCAGUGGAAUCAAAACCACAAUCGCAGACCCAACUUCAUGGAGGGAAGAAAGAAAGGCAGAAUGGCAGCUUUGGAGGGAGCCAAACAAGUGCAGGAAGAGAUUGAUGGAGUUGACGGAGUGGAUGGUGCUCAAAUGGUUGCUGAAGCUGCUGGGGGUGCAGUAGUUGAAGCUGAAACCAAGGAGAUAAACUCUGAUGACUCAGACUGGUUUACAGACAUGGAGGAUAAUGUAGAUUCUGACGAUGGUGAGAUGGAAGAUAGAGGUCUUGUUGGUGAGGAUGAGGAAUGAUUGUGGUAGUCUGUUGUAGACCAAUUACUACUGCUAUUACAGCAAGUAUUACGGUUUGUAUUACCAUUUUGCCUAAAUGAACUGAUGUUGAUCGUUUGAUCCACUGCUAAUAUUGUUCAUGUCCCUUGUUCUCAGUCUGUUGUUCUACUUUAAUAAAUUAUUGUUUGUAA
Messenger RNA from Eleginops maclovinus (Patagonian blennie), 2177 nucleotides. Its product is annotated as zinc finger protein 862-like. Gene Ontology annotation, molecular function: protein dimerization activity. Lineage: Eukaryota; Metazoa; Chordata; Actinopteri; Perciformes; Eleginopidae. Bases 925 to 2007 code for a protein of 360 amino acids. The transcript is spliced from 2 exons. The record is from RefSeq and is a predicted model, not a curated record.